Messenger RNA from Symbiodinium necroappetens, 588 nucleotides. The record is from the annotation of a GenBank genome assembly. NCBI's taxonomy places the organism in Eukaryota, Dinophyceae, Suessiales, Symbiodiniaceae.
AUGUUCUUCGACAGCGCGAAGAAUGACUACGGGAAGGAUGCCGACCAGAGGGCUCCCCACUACGACACGCUUAAGAACGCGGCCAUAGUUUCUGACGACGACCUGAAGCGACGCGUCGCGGAGACGGACCGCGACACCGACCGCAGCUGGAUGGCCACGAGGCCUCGUGUGGAGGAGGCCACGGGCAAGAAGUGCUCGGACAGCGCCCGCUAUGCGGAUCAGCAGAAGCUACCGCUCCCAGCUUUGGGCGGGGAGAUGCUGGCCGACCUGGCCAAGAUCCCGUUCAAGACCGAUGGUGUGCUUAAGCACAGCUGGGGUGCGGAAGAGAAGUUCAACAAGUCCGAGGCCAACGACUCCUUCGACAACAAGUACUUCCUUUGUGUCCACGAGACCGUGAGGGAGGUCGAGAAAAUCUUCGAGUGUUCGGUUCAGUCAACCAUGGACUAUGAAGAGAAAACACGGCACGACCAUUAUCGAUUGCAGCCCUAUGUCGUGCAUCGUGGCCUUAGGGUUGGAGACGGUUUUCCCUUCUACGGCGCCGAGUCAAUCUCCACCUACACCCCAAUCCAGCAGCGAUGCUUGCGCUAA